AAGUAAAUCCGUCUGUCAGCGAAGUAGAAAUUUUGCAGUCGCGUUUGCUUCGUUGUUCGUGUGCGAAAAUUUAAGUGAAAUGGUUGGCCUUUAAUUGCAGUAAAUGUUAAAAAUUUGUUCUAUUCUAUUCGGACAGUCGAGAACAAGGCUUUUGCAAUGUUUUCAUAGAAUUUCCGUAUUACGAUACUGUGCAUGGGAAGAAAAUUGGUCCGUAAGUGGAAUGUGUGUAAAAAAAUGUCUGGCGAUUGAUUCGACAGCAAGGCCUGCUCCGUUGUUACAGCAAUGGUUGUUUGAAGGUACGACUGUGACCGUGUGAGUGGAACCGAAGAAUAAUGAUAUUUUCACGUCAAAGCUCUGACCGAUAAUAACGUUUGAAACAUCGGAAAAGGGUGCGUAAGACAAUUUAGUUCCGAGCAAAGGAAAUCUUCCGGUAGAGGAAACCCAGUAGCUCCCAGUUGGAAUGCUGGCUAAAAACCGAACCCUCUGGUAUUCCGCAAUCACGACCAGACACUUUGUGUGAGUAGGCCCCUUAUUUUACUCUUUAUUGCCUUUGGUACGGUGUGAAGUAGUGUGUAUCCUCUGUAUUUUAUCUGUGUGCAAUCGCCAUUUUGUGUUCCGUCCGACGAGCAAGUGAAUGAUCCGACGAAAGGGAAGAAAGUUUUCUGUGGUCUUUCCGCGGCCAGUACUGGCCUGAUACACCCCAGAGCACUGGAAGGGUCGCCUGCGGCAAAUGCAGUUGAUUGAAAAGGAACGGAUCCAGUAGGUAUUGUUUUUUCCCUGCACCAUUAGCACUAUGACGGCGGUCGUGUUCUGUGCUGUUGUUAUACAUUAGUGGAACGGUUUAAACGUCACCUUCAGGGGUGCUCCCCGAAAUGCUUGCCGACUGGUCAGUCAACAACGAGCAUCUGCUUCCGGUGACGGGUCAACCAUGGAUCAUGGAAACACGGUUAUUGCUAAUUCACUAACCCUCCCGAAUUAGUUAAAAGGCAUUGUAAAAAUGUACAUCCAGUGGCCAAUCUGGAAACAAUACAGCACCCACUGCAGGGGAAACGGCAAGGUGGAACGUGCAACCAGCGUGGUUUCAGAACAAAAAUAGUAAUGUGGUGGCACCGAAUGGUCUAAUCAGUUAGCAAACAAAUGACAAUAAUAUAAUAUAGUAGCGAGUUCGCGCUAUAGGCUUCAGCGUGUAUCACUCAAUCGUUCAAUCAUUCGAGCGCAGCAGCGGAGAAAACAUAAACAACGUUGGCAAAAGGAAAUCGAAUACAAAGUAGAAGAAACGAAAUAAAAAUCACCAACGAUAGUGUGACAGUGCUGUGCAUAGUACAUGUUCAAAUAAAGAAGUAAUAGUCAAAACGUGACGCUAAAGUGUGUGAUAAUAGUCUACCCGCGUGAGUGUAUAUUCCGUUCUGUUCCCUUACUUGCAUCUGCUACUGCCACUACUGUGUCGGUAGUAUGCCUAUAAUGAGGCCGGGAAGUCUUAAGGAUCCCGAGAUAGCUGAACUGUUCAACAAACAUGACCCGGAGAAGAUAUUCGAAGAUUUACGCGAGAUCGGUCAUGGAUCGUUUGGUGCGGUUUACUAUGCCAAGUGCAACCUUACGCGGGAAAUCGUCGCGAUCAAGAAAAUGUCCUAUAUGGGCAAGCAAAGUAUGGAAAAGUGGCAGGAUAUCCUAAAGGAAAUCCGCUUCCUUCGGCAACUGAACCAUCCCAAUACGAUCGAGUACAAAGGCUGCUAUCUGCAUGAGAAUACCGCUUGGCUGGUGAUGGAGUAUUGCGUCGGUUCGGCAUCCGAUAUCAUAGAGGUUCACAAGCGGCCUCUCAAGGAGGACGAAAUCUCCGCUAUAUGUGAUGGCGUGCUACGCGGGCUGAGCUAUCUACAUAGCUUGGGACGGAUUCACCGUGACAUCAAAGCUGGCAACAUCCUGCUGACCGAACAGGGUAUCGUCAAGCUGGCUGAUUUUGGUAGCGCUGCCAUCAAAUGUCCUGCCAACAGUUUUGUUGGUACACCCUACUGGAUGGCACCGGAGGUAAUUCUGGCGAUGGACGAAGGUCAGUACGAUGGGAAAGUCGACGUAUGGUCACUGGGAAUUACCUGCAUUGAAUUGGCUGAACGGAAACCUCCGUAUUUCAAUAUGAAUGCAAUGUCGGCGUUAUAUCAUAUUGCGCAGAAUGAGGCGCCCACGUUGCAGGCUCCGGAUUGGUCCGACGUGUUCCGAAGUUUCGUCGAUUUUUGUUUGAAAAAGUUUCCAGUGGACCGGCCCAAUUCUAGUAAACUAUUAACUCAUUCCUUCGUGACGAGAAUACGAUCACCGAAUGUGCUGAUUGAUUUAAUAGCAAGAACGAAAGCUGCCGUUAGGGAAUUGGAUAAUUUGAACUAUAGGAAGAUGAAAAAAAUACUGAUGGUGGAUUCCUGUGAGACAGAGAGCAAUGUAGGAGAUGCUGAAGAUACACCAGAUGAGCAAAUUGGCGGUGAUAGUAGUAAGAGUAACAGUAUAACCUCGGAGCACUCUCUGCAUUCAAUGGAUCAACACGGAGGAGUGAUUCGGAAUGCUUCGAGACAUCGGCUGGUGACCGGUUUGCCACCAUUACACAAUAACAGUAUGAACAAUUCCGGUGGUCGAGAUGGUUUAAUUCCAGCCGAUGGUAUGAGUCGAAUGAGUUUGGGAAUCGUAGGAAGUGGAAGUGGUGGUGGUAUGGGCAGUACCGGUGGCGGCGCUGGUGGGAGCGGCUCUGGAUCUGGUAGCAUGGGUGCUAGUAUUGGUUAUCAAAAUUCGUCAUCUAGUCCAGUAGUACCUCAUCACCAUCCGCAUCAUAAUCAUGUGUCGCAAGCAGUAGCUGAGCAUGGUGCCAACAACUUUGCUACGAUCAGGACUACCAGUAUUGUGACGAAGCAGCAAAAGGAACAUAUGCAGGAGGAGAUGCAUGAACAAAUGUCCGGCUACAAGCGAAUGCGCCGAGAGCACCAGGCAGCCUUAGUGAAGCAAGAAGAAAAGUGCAAGGUGGAAAUGGAGCAGCAUAAAGGGGCUCUAGACAAGGAAUAUGAUCUGCUUUUACAUAAUUUCACGAGAGAGUUAGAUAAAUUAUCGGUAAAACACCAGCAGGAAAUCGAGCGCAGGAUGAAACAGAACAAUGUUGCCGAAAAGAAACUAUACAAGGAGAUAUCAACCAGGCAGGAAGGUGACCGUAAAGCAUUUGAGCUACAUAAAAAGAAGGAAUAUAAAGCUAACAAGGAGCGCUGGAAGCGUGAGCUUUCGAUGGACGAUUCUACUCCGAAGCGGCAGCGCGAUGCUACUUUGCAGUCACAAAAGGAUAACCUCAAGCAGGCAGAAGCUCAAGAAGAGCAGCGAAUGUUACGGGUACAGAAAAACUACAUCGAGCUGGAGAUGCGCAAGUUCCGAAGGAAAAAGAUGAUGCUUUUGCAUGAGCUUGAAAAUCAGUUGCUCAGGGAUGAAUUGAGCAAGAAACAGCAGCAGCUUGAACAAGCGCAUGGAAUGCUUAUCAAACACCACGAAAAGACUCAGGACUUAGAAUAUCGACAGCAGAAGAGUGUUCAUGCUCUCCGUGAGGAGCAAAUAUCAAAACAACACGAAAGCGAAUUGCGUAACCAGAAGGAGUAUAUGGACCGGGCCGAACGAGAACUGCUGAGAAAGCAUGCGCUGGAACUUAAACAGCAACCGAAAAGUCUGAAGCAAAAAGAACUCCAGAUACGCAAACAAUUCCGGGAAACAUGUAAAACUCAAACGCGCCAGUACAAGGCGCUGAAAGCUCAAAUCCUGCAGACAACACCUAAGGAGGAACAAAAAGCUGUGAUAAAGAAACUAAAAGAAGAGCAACAUCGUAAGUUAACGUUAUUAGGCGAUCAGUAUGAACAAAGUAUUGCUGAUAUGCUGCAGAAGCAGAGUUUACGACUAGAUGAGAGUCAGGAGGUCGAAUGCCAUCAGCUGAAGGAUAGGCUACAGUACGAGCUGGACAUUUUGACGGCGUAUCAGAGCAAAAACCGUAUGCAAGCGCAAGCUCAGCGGGAUCGCGAACGGAAGGAACUCGAGGAUCGAGUGAGCGUACGGCGAGCUCUGCUGGAGAGUAAGAUGGAAACCGAACUCCAGCAAUUCAACCAGGAGCGUGCGGAACGGAUACGGCUGCUCCGAGAGCGACAUGAAAAACAGCAGGAAGCUUUCGAUGAAGAAUCAGCUCGAAUGAAUUUUAGUGCACUAGCGCUUGCCGAAGCCUCAAAGGAAACGUACCCGGACGAAGAGGGCAGCUUAUCUGGGUCGAUGUUGAGCCUGGCGCAUAGUAACAGCUCUACUAGUUUUCCUGCGGGCUCACUAUAGCAUAAAUCCAGGGGGACGAACAGUUUGUCGAGUCAUAAUUCUAUGUAGUGAGAUUCGCUAAUUUAUGUACACGGGAUGAAGGUUGGACAGUCUUUCGGCGCGCGAGAAAACGUCGAGCGUAAGAUAUAGGCAGGAAUCAGUGUGAUUUAUUUUUCUACUUGCGUACUGGGAGAUGCAGUAAAAGUUGAUGGAUGCACUGUCGGGAUCACGUAAGACACAGACGCGCGCGUGCUUCUGCACCCAGCGGAGGUACAAUCUGUUUCAUCCAACUACAUUUUUACAGGAUGCAAGAAAAAAGAGAGUUUAGUUUUUGUUUUGUACUAUAUUUUUUAAUUGAUUGUUAUGUACUCCGUGUGGAUGUAAGUUGAAAUGCCAUUGGUUGCAAUCUGUUCUGCAAAUUUUGACGAAAACUUAUUAACUCUGGUAGUAAACACUCAAUAUAAGAUAGGAAUAUUCCUCCAAAAUUCUAGUCAAAUUGCUUGUUUUUGCUGGCGUAAUUCAGUGUGUCUUCGAUGCUGAAUAGGCUAAUGCACUCGUUUCGCUUAUUUCCGAUGGUUCCGAGAUAAUACUCAUUGAAUUCGAAUGAUUCCUAGUUUCUAAGACGUUUAAAAGUAUUGCGUUUCCACAUGUAAAUAGACCUACGGACAUCUAUUUGAACCAAACUUAGUUCUACGUUUGAAAAAAGAGAGUGCAUCGGGAAAGCAAAGAUGCGUUAUCCGUUGAUUCGGCAUUGAUAAAACAUUGGCGAGAAAAAUCUUAAACGAAUAGUAGUAAUCUACCUAAAACUGUGCACAGUAAAACGCCCGUGUCCCGACGCAACCAUCAGUUUAUAUGUAUUUCCUCUAUCUGCGUACCACUGGUUGAGAAACACAGGACAGUAGCAUAUGCGUUGGGAUUGCCAAGCAUUCACGAAAAAAAAAUGUUAACUAAAAUCUAUUGCUUAAUUUUAUUCUCUUUAGUAAUUGAAUGUGAUGACUAGAUUUACAACGGUAGGAAAAAAUAAUUGUUAAAUUCCAAAAUUUCCAAACAAAUCUUUUAAAAACAGUUUGCUUUAGAACACUCUGCCCAGCGAUUUAUUUAGUCCUUUUCGAAUGAAUGCUUUGCCACACUGCACGCAAAUGUUCGCUGCGCACCAGCAGUGUGACUGGCGGGCAGAUUUCUGACCUUAUUGUUCGAUAUCUGGGCGCCCUAGAGAAGCAUGACCUAAGGAUAUGUGUGUUAAAAACAGCAGUGACAUUGUUUCUAUACUUUAUGAAUAAUACUACUUAGCUUAUACCAUACUUGACGCAUAUAAGUAAACUGUGUAGAAACUAGUAGUCGGAAAAAAGAAAGCUUUGUUCUUUGUUUUAUAGUUUUAUAAUUUAACUAGUGUCUAUGGAAAGAGUAAAUUGAAUUAAUGAAAGCAGUUACUGCAAAAGAAUGAUUCAUUGUCAUCUGCGCAGAAUCGAACGCAGAUGUUUGAACCACACAUACACACAUAGGCAUACAUCAGUUACAAUGGUAUAGAACCUAAAAUUAUUUAUAUUUGUAUACAGUAUGUUUAGUAGUUCAUUAUUUCCGCUCUAUAGUUUCAGCGUGUUUUGUACAUUGUUUAGUUUAAUUAUGUAAAAAAAAAUGAAAAACUCUAAUUUUUUACCAUAUAGAACAUACGAUGCUGCUUCAGAAAACAGAAAGAAUCGUUGUAUUGGAAACAACUGCAAUUAGUUAUAUUAUGUUUUAGUUAUAAAACAAUUCAAGUAAAAUCAAUGUAAAAUAUAAUGCAUUGCAGUUUUCUCACAAUUACUAAAGUAACAACUAGAUAAACUAAUUUAAUUGAAUCAAACCGAAAAGUAUAUUCAAAAAGAAUAAAUUACAACACUCUUAGAAACGAAGGAAAACUGGAAACUAAAAUUAUUGCUGCUAGGGCUUUUUUACCUUAAUGACAGUGCAUAUUAAACAAAAUAAAAUUAAAAAACAAACACAGCCUGAUCGAAAAGUUUGAAUAAAGGUUGAGUGCGUAGGAUUGAAAGAAUGCGACAGAAUGUGCAAUGCAAAAGUUGUGUUGUUGAGAUGAAAACUUUUUAAAAGAAAGAAGAAAAAACCAACAGAUUUGUUUCGUUAUGAAACAGCGAACCAUGAUUAACAUUACACUCACUCUAAGCAUAGCGCAAAACAUUUUUCCAACACAAUGAAAAAAAAAAGAAGAGAUAAGCUAAGAAGAAACGAGAACUAUUAAAAUAGUGAACACUAAAAUUCGAAGGUUAAAAAAAUUUGGGUCUUCGCAUUACACAAUAGAUAUGACGCGCACUCCGAACGAUGUUUCCAAUCCUUCGGGGGUAGCAUCACCUAUACUCGUACCCACAUACACGCAUACCAUGCAAUGCAAACAAAUUACAACAUAACGCAAGACUAAUAAAUGUUUAGGAGCAAUUGCUAGAAAUGAGUCGAAAACUCGUGAUGUGUGUUUAAGUGCAGCAAAACGAAAAAAAAACUGCGACAAACAAGUAAGGGAAUUAUAAUGUGAAGCCAGCUGAUUCUGAUAGAAAGGAGAUAAUAAUAAUAAAAAACACUAAACCAAUUGAAUAAUCUAGAAAUGAUAUUAUACAAA
Molecule: messenger RNA, 6913 nt
Organism: Wyeomyia smithii (pitcher-plant mosquito)
Lineage: Eukaryota; Metazoa; Arthropoda; Insecta; Diptera; Culicidae
Gene: Tao
Product: serine/threonine-protein kinase Tao
Exons: 14
Coding region: 1453-4326 (957 amino acids)
Biological process (GO): protein phosphorylation
Molecular function (GO): protein kinase activity; ATP binding
Source: RefSeq, a predicted model, not a curated record